ACAUUUGUCUUAAAUAAUACUCUUGCAUCUAUUCAUCUUAGUCUUAAUGCCGUAAAAUUAACACGCUUUGCAUCACAGGGUUCCAUAGUCACUGACAACUUCAAUGCCACAUACUGUGCGUACGAUUCAGAUGUUGCCACUGGUUAUGGAGUCGGCGCUUUCUUGUUUCUUCUCACGAGCCAGUCUCUUCUGAUGAUCGUGACGACGUGCAUGUGCUUCGGCAAGCCCUUGGCCCCUGGUGGAAGUAGGGCUUGGUCUAUCAUAUAUUUUGCUUCCUCAUGGCUUACAUUCCUAAUAGCCGCGGCAUGCCUUAUAGCUGGGGCGACGAAGAACGCAUACCACACGAAGUAUCGGCACGUGAUCUACGCGCAGAAUUGGACGUGUGAAUCUCUAAGGAAAGGGGUCUUCAUCGCGGGAGCGGUCUUUGUGGUCUUCACAAUGAUUCUUAAUGUGUACUACUACAUGUACUUCACCAAGGCUACGAGCCAGGCUGCGCGAAAGACCACCAAGGCCAACUCGAAUGUUGGAAUGACCGGAUAUCCAUAGCUGCGAGCGAUUGAACCCUAGUUCGUAUUCAUAGAUCUUCGAGAUUUGAGCUGAACCUGUUACAUUUUGAUCUAGGCUUUGAAAAGGCCUGGUGACAUCUAUAGCUUAUGAGUGUGUCUCAAGACACCCAGUGUGUGUGUGUUUGGGGCUCUUGUGUCUCUUUCUCCUGAUUUUGAUGUUCUCUUUGUACUCUUUACUUGUGUGGGAGCACUUUGUACUGUGAUGAAGGUAUGUAGAUUAGAGAGUUAAAACUUUUUUUUAGCGAUGGA
Messenger RNA from Ananas comosus (pineapple), 815 nucleotides. RefSeq lists its product as uncharacterized. NCBI's taxonomy places the organism in Eukaryota, Viridiplantae, Streptophyta, Magnoliopsida, Poales, Bromeliaceae. The transcript is spliced from 2 exons. The annotation marks the transcript as partial. The record is from RefSeq and is a predicted model, not a curated record.